UCUGGGUCAGGGUGCCGUCUGCAUCUUUUCUCUGACCUUUCUUUCUUUGUGAAGCAGUCCCUCUAAUCUAUUGCCAUCUCCAUCCCUCCUCUAAUUAUCUUGAUAAUGGCAUAAUUGAGUUUUGGUGUGAAACCCAACAAAACCAAGACUCCUAUGGGAACUUAGUGUUUAGUCGGACUUUAGGGAAGUUGACAGAAGAGAAUAUUAAAUUCAAUGGGGUGACGGGGUCCAGUUUUUCUUUUGUUUACUGACUUUGUUAUUGUGUACAUGGAAUAUUGACUGAGAAUGGGUAUCAAGUUGGGAAUGACUUGGCGUGUGGCUCUGUUUUUGAUGUGCUUGAUUGAGAUCACUAUUUCCACAAUAGAUGUAAGGCGAUACUGUCUUGAGAUAAUGUCAAUUUGGCAAUAUGAAGGCCUCGUGUGCCAUGGCCAGAUCCCUCUAUUCAGUUUGUCGUCAUGUGUCCCUGGCAGAUUUUAGCACAUGGCUUUGUCUCGGCUGAAAUUGAUUGAAGAUUGCUCUUCUGCAGGUCUUUUGGAAUGGCCGUUCCAAAAUAAGUUUUUUAUCGGUGAAAUAAACAUCUAAAGUUAAAUGGUGUCAGUGACAUCAUGAAAUAUCUGAUUGCAUGAAGAACUGGUGUGAAAACAAUUAGCAGCUUCUCUAUACAUACAGCUAUAAUUAUUAAUUACUAGUAGUUGACAGAUGGCACAUUCAGAAAAGAGAGGACAUUUUACACAAGAGGCAGAAAGAUAGAGAGUUUAGGGGAAAAAAUCAAUCAUUUUGUGAUGUUUGAUGGAGAAUGUUGUAAUAUUUUCUCAGGGAUGGACAAAGCAGGAAAUAUUGUAGCAUGGAGCUUGUAGCUAGUGACUGAUGGCAACUUCCUUUACAAGCUUGAACACAGAUAAAUUACAGAUGGAUCUGACCGCUGGACCAUACCUAGAGUACCCUGAUGGGACUGUGCCAAUGGUGACGAAAAUGAACACUGGUCGGAUGUCGCCUGUUCGGUCUCGCACCAUGAAAGAAUACGACUCGCAAAUUACAGACUUGAAGAAAGAGAACUUUAAUUUAAAGUUACGGAUUUAUUUCAUGGAAGAGAGAAUGCAGCAGAGAUUAGGGGAUGGAGAUGAUGUGUUUAAAAUUAAUAUUGAACUAAAAGUGGAAGUAGAGACCUUGAAAAAAGAAUUGAAAGAAAAACAAGAGUUACUGAAAAAGGCAUCGGAAGCGAUAGAAGCCCUGGCCGCCAAGCGAGAGGAAGACCUGCAAGAAAUCCGAGAGGAGCUAGAGCAGGAAAUGUCGAGCACCAGGGCCAGACUGGAGGAGGAGGUGGAGUGUAAAAAGAAGGAGGUAGAAGCUUCCCAGAAGUCUCUACAAGAGGCCACUCACCAGCUGACCGAUCUGGAGAACAGGAAUGAACAGCUGGUGAUGGAAAUCCGGCAUCUGGAGCAAUCCAAGGAAAUCCAGCUUCAGUCACUGAAAGAGGAUUUGGAUGCUCAAAAAAGGGAACUAACAGCUCAGAUAGCAGAGAAUCAGCAAAACCUGGGAGAGAUGGACCAUCUCCUGAAGAUGAAGGAAGACCUAGAGGAGAGGGUGGAAUCCCUGGAAAAGGAACUCUCCCGGAAAGACCGCGAUAUGGAGCAUUUGUCAUAUAUUGUCAAAGACACCACACAGGUAGAGAGUCAGUCCUUCCUGGCCCCCCGCCACCUACAGGAUGAGGUGGAUGAUCAGAAAUCUGAAUUGUCUACCUUGAAAUCCAAAGUGGAAGAUCUCAAGGAAGAUGCUAACAAGAAAAAUGAAAUGAUCGGAAAACUGGAAGAUCUGCUGAAAGCCAAUGAGGAAGAAAAGAAAGAUGCACUUAAAAAACUUAAAGAGUCAGAAAACAAAUUGCAAAAGCAGAACGACUUACAGCCACUAUGGGACUCGACGGUUAAAGGGCUGCAUCAGGACUUGAAAAAAAGAAACAAGGAGAGUUUUAUUUUUGAGUUAACAUAUUUGGAAAUUCAGGUUGAUGACCUGAAAGACAAACUGGAGAGGAAGGAGGAGGAGCUACGACAGUGCCAGGAUGACCUGCACUCCAUGUCAGUCAAGAAGCAGAAGGAAGUAGACAAACAGCAUGAAGACAUUGUGUUUUUAGAAGACAGUUUGUCCAGCAUGAAAGUUCAACUGAAGGAAAGAGAACUGCAAGUGGAGAACUUGCUGAAAAACCUGGGUAAGAAGGAGGGCGAGCUGGAGGGGUUCAAGGAGCUGCUAAACAAGGCGGAGACAGCUCUACGGCAGAGUGAGGAUGCUGUACAGGAUCUUCAGUGCCAGCUUAAGAAAGAAAAAGAGAUUGCUUCAGAGGACUACAAAUCUCAACACCUACAGUUUAAGGUGGAUGAUUUUGAGGCUCAGCUACAGACCAAGGACAAGAUCAUCCAGCAGCUGACAGAGGGACUGAAGGACAAGGAGCGGCAGAUGCAGCAGUGUAUGGAGAUCUUCAGACCCACCCCACAGGAGGACGGCUCUGUGAAAGACAAAUGGAUCCGAGAGUUGCAGAGUAGGCUCCAGGAGAAGGAGAAUGCUGUAGAGGAAUCGCUGAAUGAGAAAAUGAAGUUAGCUGAUGAGAAGGAUGCAGAAAUUCGGCAGUUGAAGCGUGAAAUUCGUGACAAAGAGCAUGAGAUGGAUCGAGCCAAUCAGAUGUUGCUGACAGCAGAACAGACCAUCGAGUGUCUAGAGAAGGAGGGAGAUGAAAAAGACAAGACACUGAAACAGCUGACAAAUGCACUGAAGGCGGCUCAGCAGUCUCUAGAGGAUGCAGUGGCAGAACACAAGCAGGAGAUGCAGAAGAAAAAAGAUGAGAUAGAAAGAUUGAAGAAAGAAAUAACAGUACCAGAUGUGGAAUCAAAGGGAUCAGAGAAUGCAGAUACAAUGAAUAGCUUGCUGAGGAAAUUACGCGACAAAGACGAAGACUUGCUGAAACAGGCAGAAAAACACGACAAUGAAAUAAACAAGCUGGACAAGGAAAUUCACAACCUUAAAGCAGAGCUUGCCAAGGUUCAGAGAGAACUCCAGGCUGUGGAAAACCGGUGUGGGUGGUCUGAAAAAAGAAAUCAAGAUACCCUGGAUGAUUUAAGAGAGACGAUAAAAGAAAAGGAUAAAAUGAUACAGGCAUUAGUUGCUAGUGGACAAGAUAAAGAGAGACUAAUUGGUGAUCUUCAAGGUGUAAACACACCAGUAGAUGUUGUCAGCCUCCAGAAUCAGCUAGAAAAACUCAAAAAUGAACUGCAGGACAAAAAUGAUUUGCUUGAUUCCUGGCGAUUCAGUGAAAAUGAUCAAGUUACCAGUGAGCAAAUGGACAAUCUGAAAUCGGAACUGGAGGCAGCUAAAGACGAUCUAAGGAAGGCCUUUAGGAGGGAGGAAAUCAUUCAACAAGAACUGUAUGACCAUAGACAGAAAUUUCCCACGCAGGGAGGAGAGAGGCACAAGGUGGAGAUAGAGGUGCGGAAUGUGUGUGAGCAUCACUCCGAGGGCAGCCCUGGACAGACGGGUCAAGGUCAAACGGAGGAUGAAGGUCAAAAGUUAAAGAGUGCACUUGAAAAACAACUGUCAGAGCUAGAGAAGUUAAGUGAGGCCAUCAAAAGGGAAAGACAAAUCAUACAGGACUUGAAUGAAAUUGAACCAAAAAUAAAUGGUGCUUUUGAUAAUGAUUUGGAGACAGAGUUGAAAAAAGUGCAAGAUUUGCGAAAAGAAUUGGAGACCGUUCUGGAUAAGAACAACAAGAUGACAACCAACUUGCAACAGCAGUACAUAAUGUAUAAAAGGAAGUUCAGUGAUGAUUACACGACUGGAAUGGUGAGUGAGUUGACCUCUGACCUGGAUGGACUGAAGAGAGAACUAGAGCAGAAGAAGCAUGAGAACAACACCCUGCUGGCUCAACUGUACGACAUCCAGUACAACCACAGGGACCACGACAUGCUGCACGAGGGGGUGCAGACAUCCCCACGGAGCGAGAAUCGCUGGAGCAUGUCCUCCAGUACUAGUUCCUCAUCCUCGCCGGAGUUUGACGUUCCUCUGAAUCGGCAGACCUUGUCAGACAUGAGUGCUCCUAUGCUGAGGCGCUACAUCCGACAAAUCCAGAAGCAGCUCGAUAUCUCUUCACACGAGAAGGAGGAGCUUCAGGAGAGGUUGAAUCUGUCGCAGAGAGUGAAUGCUCGGGAAAUUCCAGGAAAGAAUGAGGAUGAUUUUAACAGUGUUCCCCAUCUCAGAAUGGAGGUUCAGAGUUUGCAGAGCAAGUUGUCUGCAGUAGAGAGUGAUUUGAAAGUGUUGAGAAAGAAGUUUGGUUUAGAGGAGAACAGUCCAUGUAAAUAUUCUGAACUGCCAAAUGUGUUUGAUCUUCAAAGAGAAAAUGUGAAAUUGAAGAACGAUUAUCAAAAUGCGAUGGAGAAGGUAUCUUGUUUGCAAGAACAGAUAAAUAAUUCUUUGAGAAUGCAAAGGGGAAAAUUUGAUAAACACAGUCAAACUGUGGCUUGGAGUGGCUUGAUUCCAGCUUUGGGACCGAAAUCAUUGGACUUGAAAUGCCAGAAUAAAAAGAACUCGAGUCAAAUACCUCGACCCCACAAACCAGGCCAUCCCAUGAAUGGAGAUCAACUACAUCUAAAAAAACCUGAAAUCCUAAGAGAAAUGUUAUCCGAGUCUAAAAAUAGAAUCAGUGACCUGGAGGCUAAACUAGAGGCCACAGAGGGUACGGUUAGAAUACAAACACAGAAGAUGAAGCACUACAAGGCCAUUCUCCAGGAGCACGGCCUAGUGGCCAAAAGUCCAUGUGUCAGCCGAUCUCAUAGCGAGACCAAUCUUGCUGCUGCCAUGGCAACUGCCUCCAAAAUCCCUGUCCGAAAAAGAGCAAUGUCCAUUGAGCACCUCCAUUCUAUCGACAUUAACCAACCUAAUGGACAAAGCAGACAUGGUAGUGACAGCAGUGAGGGGUCACAGGAGGAAACCCUGCUCCCCUCCCAGACACUGGUCAACCUCCAGGAGAGAAUAUCCGUGCUUCAGCAGGACCUGCAGGAGACCAAGGACAACAACUCCAAACUACAGCAGAAGAUCUCAGCCCAGCAGAACUCGGAGCAAGUCAUUGCAGAGCUCAAAACCCAGCUGGGACAGAGCAGAGAGGCCAUUGACUCCCUGGAAAAGCAACUGAAGUCAUACCAGGGCUCAUCAAUGCAGGAGGUGCUGGAACUGCAGAGAGACGAAAUAGCUGGUCUGAGGAGAAGGUUAUGUGAUUCCCAGAACUCCUGUGUGCAGUUGAACCAAUGGCUUGGGGAUCUAAGUGGAGUUCUUGAGGGGCUGAGAGAUGGGGAGGGACAGUAUGCCAGCAUCAAGCAGAAAGUCCAGCAGACCAGAAAAGUGGCCAAGUCACUGUCUCACAUCCUAGAUUCUGACAGUGAUGAUUCUGGAAAUGAAGGUUGUCCUCCCCAGAGCAAUCACUCACCUGUGAAGUCACCCAAGAAAGAAGCAAAAAGGCUUGCAGAAGAAUUGGAGUCCAAGGAAGCAGAAAUCAAAUCAUUGAAGGAAGAACUAGAAGAGAAGAAAUCCUUCAUCGGUCGACUUAACACCAACCUACUGGUCGCCCAGAGACAGUUGUUAAUCUGGCAGGAUUGUGGAAAGGGUUCAUCCACGUCAGGCACCAGUGCUGCUGACGGAAACGUCUUUGAGAGUGGUCGGCAAGGGCCCAGGGAGGGAUUCCUGAGAGACAGCCUGUCCCCCUCCUCCCAGACCUCCAACAGACUGGCAGGGGAGCAGGACACAUCCAUAGAGAAAGUCAGGCACGGCAGUGGUAUGACUCAGAGUUCCCGAAGGUCCUCUGAAGACAUCGAAGUGCAGGACACCACGGUGACUUCGACUCAUACGCAGGGGUCUGUGCAUUCCCGGAGAGACCGUAUCCGAGACAUGGAUAAAGUGGAUUCAGGAAGGAAGGAUAAUGUUCCUUACGGGAUGUUUGGUUUUUGUUCGGAUGAGCGUUUAUAUGGUAAUGCAAGGUUUGCCGAUAGAGACAUGUUUGAGCAAAGUCUUUCUAUGAAUGGACAUGGUGAAAUGUCGUUCUUAGAAAAUAAAGACUUCUACGAGGAUGUCAGUAAAUUCAGUGAGCUGGACGACACUCGUGUGACACAGCGUUCAAGUUUCAUGAACAGGAGUGCGGCUGUUCAAACAGAAGAGGUUCAUCAACUGAAAUCCCGCCUAAAUGUGAUGGAGGACUUGAAUAAGACUCUGAAGGAUGAACUUGAGGCUUAUGAAAAUUUGUGUUCGUCAGUGGGGAUAAAGAGUUCCCCGAGGAAGUCUCCUCGAAAAUCGACAGAUGACAGUGAUCUGUUGAGAGAACAUCUGUCAGAAAUCCGGGCUCUGAGGAUCAAGCUGGAGAAAUCGCUCAAAGACAGCGAGAAGCUGAGCCAGAAACUACAGCAGGACAUGGAGGAGUCCCAUACAUCAAAUAACACCACUAAUGUUUACAUGUACACCCAACACCAAGCACACAUCAACGAACUUCAGAGAGCCAUCGACAAACUAAAGGCUCAGUUACGAGAGAAGGAAAACUGCAUCACAGAGAAAAUCACCAUCAUCCGAGAAAAAGAAAGGAUCAUCCACGAUUCCAAAACAGUCAUCACGGGAAAAGACGAGAAAAUCAACGAAAUCCUGAAGGAGAAGGAGGAGCUGAAGCUGUCCAAUCAGCAGACGUUGGUGGUACAGCAGAGGCGGAUCGAGAAGCAGGAUGAGACGAUGCGACAGCUGAGGGACAAGCUGGAGCUGCAGGUGGAGAGUCUGCAUCAACAGGAGUCCAAGCUGAAGGAGCAGUACGAGGUCAUCCAGAAACAGGAGCUACAGCUCACUCAGGUACAGGAUAAAUUAUCUGUGAAAGAGUCAACACUGGAAAAGCAGUAUGAGCUUCUACAUCAGCAGGACCUCCAGAUAGACAAGCAGCGAGAGCUGAUCAACCAGAAAGACCAGACUUACCGCUCGCUGGAGGAGGAGCUAGAGAGCACCACCGCCAAACUUCAGCAGCUACAGAGGGUUGCCACCACCACCACAGAUGAGGAGUCAGCAGAGCAAUGGAGGAAGGAGGCCCAGGGCCUGAGAGAGCAGAUGGAGAGGCUGGAGAAAACAGUCAGCUCCCAGAACAAGAAGAUGAGGCAGCAAGAGCAAUGGCUGACCGAGAAGGACAAGACCAACUACAAGCUGCAGCAGAUCCGAGACCGGCUGGACGACAAUCUGAAGAAAUCAGCUAAGGAGAUCAAAAGAUUGAAGGAGGAGAUGAGAACAUUGAGAGAUCAAGUCCAGGAAAACAAAGAUUUGAAUAAGACCCUUAAACUAGAAUUGAGUGUGUAUGAAAAGCUGGAGAACACAGAAAAUCAAGGCUGGAGCAAUGGAGAUGGGAAAAGCGGUGGCUUUGACAUGAGGGAAUUCCUGACGGAGAUCCGCCAUCUUAGAAGUCAGCUGGAGAGGUGUAUAGACACGAACAACGAGCUGAGGAAGAAGCUGGAGGAACACCUGGUGGCCAAGAACCAGCGACAGAGAGUUUCCAUGACCAACGUGUACUACGCCAAGGACCCAAGCCCCGUCACCUCACAGGGUACAGAUGCACCUGACGGACUGCCGAGUACGGAGCAGAUGUCAGGUGGAUUCAAAGUCCGCCAUGAAUCAGUGGAAAUCAUGAGGGGCACUGCUGAUCACGACUCUAUGAACAGCGUGUCCCAGGAUUCCUGUAUCAGUGACUGUGCUUCAGGUACUUCAUCAAAUUUUGGGAAACCUGGAUUCGGAAUUUCCACCUGGCCGCUGACGGCUGAUAACCCCUUGCAGGCCAUGAAGAGUAAGUCCAGUCCUGGUGGAACACUUGACAGGGUCGACCUGAGUGUGAUGUCCACCAAACUCCACCACUCUGAUGGAAACCUCUCCUACCAUGUUGACGACCCACCAUGUCUUGUGGCUGAAAUGACUUCUCAUCGGGUGGAUUCAGAUCUGCGGACUUUGUUUGCCAUCGGAAAACUGGACGAUUAUGAGAAGCUGAAGAAGGAGUGUGGGGAGACUUCUGUCGUACUGAAAGGGAUGGAGGCACGCAUUCAGGAACGACUGAAGAUAUUCCGAAACAUGUCCCCAAGAGAGAACAUGGAAUACAGCACCCUGAAGGAGCUGUCCCUCAGUGUGGAGAACCUGAGGAUCUGUCUGAACGAGGAGAAGUCCCUUCUUAGCUGUUUCUGGACCAGCUCCCUCCCCAAAGAGGGCGUCGAGUCCAAGCUCCUGUUUGAGAAUGAAUCUCUGAAGAAUGAGUUAUUGGCCAUCAAGUCCAAGUACUCAUUCCUGAGCCAGUUUGUACAGAGUGCGGAGGAGAGACUUCACGCCACCAAUCAGCAGAAACAGAACAUGGAGGACUUCAUCUACAGACAAUUAAAAAAGACUACCAAAGUGAUGGUGCAUGCCCGUGGAAACUUUGAGAAGAACCUGCUACAGUACGGGAUGACCGAGAAACAGGAAGACAGCCGGAGGAAACGGGGAUACAGUGGUGACCCUCCCGUGUGUAAAGACAAGUAAUCGAAGGUCGGUCGUGUGAUAACAAUACAGUGUUCAAAUGUGGACAUCGUCUGAUGAUAGCAGCAUUUGUAUCACCUUGUGUUCUGACUGUGACAGGACAAGUACACAGUGUAGUGCGUUUGAUUUACAGGAAGUUACCGUAUUAGAAGAAAAAUACCUGCAAUUUGACACUCAUAAUGAGAAAAUGCAAGUACAUGUAUAGGUCACUGCCCGAUAUCAUAACUUGUGCUUACCGGUAUAUUAUGAGAAAUGGUUGAUAUAUGUAAUAUGAAGCCAUGCAGCAGACGAUUGCUCAUCUCAUGUGACUUGAACCAGAAUGAACUGGUUCAAACCCGAAUCUCUGAAGCUUGCUUUGGUGAUUUGACCCAAUGUGCCAAUGAUUGACAUGUUAUUUUUAUGUUGUUUUUCUGCAUGUUGUGUUGAGGAUCUGUGUAUAUUUUUUUCUUCAAACGACAGUUCACUUGCCACCAAAUAACAAAAACACUUCAAUCAUUUGUCAUGUUCAUUAUAAGGGACCAAUGGCAUUGAUCAAUUUUAAAACAUCAUUGGUUAUUUAUUUUUUUUCAUGUGCAUUAACAUUAUACAGAUUUGAAGAAUGUAUAUUUUUGUUGAAAUAAUGUAACACCCACUCUUGUCAUAAUUACAGUGUUGUCUUCCUGUUCAUGUAUAAAUAUCAGACUUAUUUUUGUGUGCAAUACAUUGUAACCUGUAAUUUAUUAGCCAGAGCUUUCAACAGGUUCUGCUAAUGUGUCCAGUUUGAUUUCAUUUGAAAUGGCAGGCUCAAACAGUGGGAAGAAUUUUGUACUAACUUAUUUGUAAAAGGGGGAAAAUUAUACUUUACAUGUAUUUAUUCAAUCAGAUAAUCAAAAAUAUUGGUCUCUUCAAGGAAUAAAAUGUGUAAAAUUGAU
Magallana angulata is the source of this 9458-nucleotide messenger RNA. RefSeq names its product myomegalin-like. Lineage: Eukaryota; Metazoa; Mollusca; Bivalvia; Ostreida; Ostreidae. Gene Ontology annotation, cellular component: microtubule organizing center. The record is from RefSeq and is a predicted model, not a curated record. The transcript has 44 exons. Bases 868 to 8550 code for a protein of 2560 amino acids.